Salvia miltiorrhiza (redroot sage) is the source of this 646-nucleotide messenger RNA. Its product is annotated as copper transporter 1-like. Gene Ontology annotation, molecular function: copper ion transmembrane transporter activity. NCBI's taxonomy places the organism in Eukaryota, Viridiplantae, Streptophyta, Magnoliopsida, Lamiales, Lamiaceae. Gene Ontology annotation, cellular component: plasma membrane. Gene Ontology annotation, biological process: copper ion transmembrane transport; intracellular copper ion homeostasis. The record is from RefSeq and is a predicted model, not a curated record.
CAGUGUACUAUCACACUAUUUUAAUGAUCACAACAACCUUAGCCCCAUUCUAUUUCUCAGCCACAAACAAUCAAUCAAUCCCCACAAAAAAUGAACAACGGUGGUGGGCACAUGGAAGGCAUGGCGCCGCCGGCACCGGCGACGCAGCGGCGGCGCAUGAUGAUGCACAUGACCUUCUUCUGGGGCAAAGACACCGAGAUUCUGUUCGACGGGUGGCCCGGCCGCGACCAUCUGGGCAUGUAUCUGUUGGCGCUGGCGGUCAUCUUCUCCGUCGCCGUCGCCGUCGAGUGGUUCUCCCACUGCAGCGUUUUGAAGGAGAAGCGGCCGGCGGCGGGGCUGCUGCAGACGCUAAUGUACUCGCUCAGGAUAGGCCUCGCCUAUCUGGUCAUGCUGGCCAUCAUGUCCUUCAACGGCGGCGUUUUUGUGGUCGCCGUCGCCGGACAUGCCGUCGGGUUUUUCUUCUUCGGGAGUAGGGCUUUUAGGAAGCAGACGGCGGAUUCCGAUCUGCCGCCGGUGAAUUGCUGCUGAUCGCUGUCUAUUUUAGGUAUAAUUUAGGGUAGGUUUAAUUAAUUAGAUUUCGCAGUUUUGUUUGAUUAAUGGUAUGUACUUAAAUACCUUUGGAAUAAAAUGUUUGCGACUUUAAUUU